CAGGCUCCGCCCGGAGGCCAACCGUGCACAUUUGGGGACACAGGGACAGAGUGGCAGAAGUGCCCCUUCUCCAGGGCCGUAAGGACUGGAGUGGGGGCAGGAAGGAAGCUACUUCUGAAAUCCUGAGACUCAACACCUAGAGCACAACCCAGAAGGAUUCUGGGAGCCAGAGAGAAGCACAGACAGAUGGCAAGUGCCAGCCCCUAGGGGCGUGAGGAGGGUGAGGACAAAAGUGAGGAAGAGAUGAGGGAACAGAAUCAAGCCAGUGGAACGGGAACUCCUUGGAGCCAGGAGAGCCCUCCAGAAGAGAGGCUGCCCACUGAGUGGAGCAGACAAUGGACAAGGGCCAGAAGAGUGCUGAUAGCCAUCCUACUGUUUGGCCUCCUUCUUGGUUCUUGCGUGCUUUGGGUGUACAUCUUCAGGAACUGUGGUCCUAGGCCUUGUGAAACACCUGCGUGUUUGGAUCUCUGGGCCCUGUACCUGACCUCUGGGAACAGCAGUGCUGACCCCUGCACUGACUUCUUCAGCUUUGUCUGUGGAAAGGACAAUGGGACCAGUGAUAUUUUUAAGGCUGUCACAGAGAAAAACAAGAGCCAACUGCAAAGACUAUUAGAAACCCCCGGGUCCUGGCAUCCAGGCUCUGCAGAGGAGAAAGCCUUCCAAUUUUAUAACUCCUGCAUGGACACAGCUGCCAUUGAGGCUGCAGGGACAGGUCCACUCAGACAAGUUAUUGAGGAGCUUGGAGGCUGGCACAUCUCUGGCAAUGGGACUCCCUUAGACUUUAACCGCACUCUGAGGCUGCUGAUGAGUCAAUAUGGCCACUUCCCAUUCUUCAGAGCCCACCUGCUACCUCAUCCUGAUCGUCCAAGCACACCGGUCAUCCAGCCAUCUUCUAUGGUACCUCCCCUACCUUCCCAGGCCUUCCCUCUCCAUCCCCCAUGCUCCCCACUUCUCUCCAGUCUCUCUUGUGUCCAGAUAUACCAGCCGGAGUUUGACAUUCUCCUCAAGCAAGAGCAGGAACAGAAGAUCUAUGCCCAGAUCCUUCGGGAGUAUCUGACUUACCUAAAUCGCCUGGGAACCUUGCUGGGAGGUGACCCAGAGAAGGUACAACAGCAUGCCUCCUGGUCGAUCUUCUUUACCUCACGGCUGUUCCGGUUCCUGAGACAAGACAAGCUCUUCCAUGAGAUGACUAUCGACCAACUGCAGGAAAUGGCCCCUGCUAUCGACUGGCUGUCCUGCUUACAAGCUAUAUUCACACCGAUGUCCUUGAGUCCCUCGCAGCCCCUCGUGGUCCAUGACCUGGACUACCUGAGAAACAUGUCUCAACUGGUAGAAGAAGAGCUGCAGUCGAACAGAGACAUGAUGCAGAGCUACAUGAUCUUGGGGCUAGUGGAGACCCUUUCUCCAGCCCUGGACAGUCAAUUCCGGGAGGCACGCACAGAACUGAGCCAGAAACUAAGCGAGCUGACAGAGCGACCUCCCAUGCCAGCCCACCCAAGAUGGAUGCAAUGCGUGGACGUGACAGGAACCUACUUCGAGCCUACUCUGGCAGCUUUGUUUGUUCGUGAGGCCUUUGGACCAAGCACCCAAAGUGCUGCCAUGGAAUUAUUCUCUGAAGUCAAGGAUGCCUUCAUCACAAGCCUCAAGAAGCUUUCCCGGAUAAGUGAGGAGACCCGGAAAGAAGCCCUGAACAAGCUCACCCAGCUGCAGGUGGAGAUGGGAGCCCCUCAACAGGCCCUGAAGCCAGAACUGGACAAACAGGAAUAUAGUGAUAUACAACUAGGUCCCAGUUUCCUGCAGUCUGUCCUGAGCAGUGUCCGAUCCCUCCGGGGUAGAAAAGUUCGGAGCUUCUUGCAACCUUUCCCCUACCAUAGAUGGCAGGUGUCUGCCUGGGAUGUCAAUGCUUAUUAUUCAAUACCUGACUAUUUGGUCGUCUUUCCAGCUGGCCUCUUCCAACCUCCACUCUUCCACCGUGGCUACCCUAGAGCUGUGAAUUUUGGCGCUGCUGGCAGCAUCAUGGCCCAGUGGCUGUUGCACAUCUUCUACCACUUCUUACUCUCCAGUGGCUGUCUGUCCUGUGACACCCAGGCCUUACGGGAGGCACUGCUGUGUCUGGAGAGCCAUUAUGCUGCCUUGACGCUGCCUAGCACAGCCGCCUUCAAUGGCUCCCUGACACCCCUGGACAUUGCUGCUGAUGUAGGGGGCCUGGCCAUUGCAUUCCAGGCAUAUAGCACAUGGCUAGCAAAGCACAGUGGUGAGACCACCCUGCCCAGCCAGGACCUCACUCCCUAUCAGCUCUUCUUCCGAAGCUUUGCCCAGACGAUGUGUAGAGACCCCAGCUCACAAGACCCUCAGGACAAUCACAGCCCUCCAAGCCUCCGAGUCCAUGGACCCCUCAGCAACAUCCCAGAGUUUUCCAGACACUUCCAUUGUCCACAUGGUACGCUCUUGAACCCCUCCAGCCGCUGCCAGCUGUGGUGACUUGGCACCCAAAAAGAUGGCAGCAUGGAUGUAUGGACACCUCUGACCCCAUCCAAGAGAUC
Messenger RNA from Jaculus jaculus (lesser Egyptian jerboa), 2543 nucleotides. RefSeq names its product Kell metallo-endopeptidase (Kell blood group) (gene Kel). Gene Ontology annotation, biological process: protein processing. Bases 244 to 2481 code for a protein of 745 amino acids. NCBI's taxonomy places the organism in Eukaryota, Metazoa, Chordata, Mammalia, Rodentia, Dipodidae. Gene Ontology annotation, molecular function: metalloendopeptidase activity. The record is from RefSeq and is a predicted model, not a curated record. Gene Ontology annotation, cellular component: plasma membrane. The transcript has 19 exons.